GUUGUUUUAAACACUUUGACGGGACACGCAAGUUGUAUGACAUAGGUGACAUAGGGUACAUCUCGAAUGCAUAGCUCUCAUUUUUCCACGGCUGGCCAGUUCAACGGAAGGUCUGCUCAGCAGAUCGCACAGCUGCCCACUGCUGCAGUUGCAUAGACAUACAUCGCUACGCCAUUGCAGACAUUAAACUGUAUACAUCUGCAUACCAUCACGCCAUGGCAUGUUCACACGUGGCAGGAGCUUGGCAGGAAAUACGCAGUGCUACGGUGCUACGUGGCAUGCACAUGCCAUGUGUGGCUGACAAGGGGUCUGUGGCCAGCGUAACAAGGAGUAGAAGGCCAAGAGCCGGCUCAAGUCAUGGAAUGAGCCUCAUCAAUGCUCUUUCAUCCUUCCCCUUGUCAGAACCUUCAUUGAAGGAACUUCACACAAGCCGUGCGCCACUUGGCUUGAACAAAGAUAUGCCCACAGGAUGUGAAGCUGUGCUCAUGAAGUUGUGCCACUGCGAUCUUCACAAACAGUUCUCACCAAAUGAUAUUCUCCUACCUGAUGUUCAAAUGCAAACUGAUUUGAAACACAUGAACACUUGUGAAUUCAAACUGAGUGAACUAACUGGCAAUUGUUUCACGUACAACAACCUUGCAGCACGAUCUAGCGCAUGCUGAUGCAAAUAUUGGCAAAAUCACAAACAGGAGUUGAGUUUACAGACUGGAAUGACA
This is a messenger RNA of Cladocopium goreaui, 716 nucleotides long. The record is from the annotation of a GenBank genome assembly. NCBI's taxonomy places the organism in Eukaryota, Dinophyceae, Suessiales, Symbiodiniaceae.